AUGACCCGGCCAUCCAUCAUUAGAGCCGAUACCAUCGACUUGCAGCAUCAACACGCCCCCUCGACGCAGGACCAGUCCCAUCCGCGAUCAGACUCAGACGACACCCACCACCAUCGCGCGCCUCACCAAGCAGAAACACUGCGCGACGUCGCCCACGAAACUGCCCAAGAGCUCCUGCGCAGCCCCUUCAUACAGCCCGUCGCUGCCAGCCCUCCACCCGACUCGCGCCAGCAGACGCAUAAAUCUGCCCCUGCCACCAGUCAGCCUGCUGACCUCGACGUCGCCGACUCCGACUCCGAAGCCCAACAUCCCGACGCACGAGCUGCCGAUCUCACCGACGCCCUCACCAUGGACUCCUACCGCCAACACGAUGACGACGCCAUUGCCGCCGCUCAUAAUGGCACCUCCUCCUCCGACGAAGAGGACAUCCACGGUGAUUCCAUCGACGACCUCGACGACGACCUGAUGGACAAGAUAUCGAGCUCCCCCUCGAUCGAAGAUGGUGUGUAUAAUUCAUCUCCAACUCCCUCCAGCAGCGCGAGACCCCACGACUGGCCUCGCCGCGUCUCUUCCCUCCCCACAACCUCGAGAUUCCGUCGUCAAGCGGCUGCACGGUUCUUUAGUUCACAAUUGCAGUCUUCCCCCAUUUCUCAGCAGCCUCGCCAUCUUCUUCUUUCCCGGUCCGACGGCCCUGUCCACGCCAAUCAUGUAGAGUCAACGCGAGACACCGCUCCGGAGCCCGCCAUUGGCGCCAGCCCGGAAUCAAUAAAACACGGACCCGAGACUAUCCAGCUCCACCAGGAAGCUUCGACAAGCAAACCCAUCCACAAGCCUGCCACUGCCAUCGAAAACACCAGCUCGUCCAGCUUCGAUCCAGUUCCGAAGCCGCCCUCGGACCCAAGCCAAGAAGAAGAUGACGCUCCUGCUGAUGAUACUAUCCCCGUCACCCCGUUUGAACAAGCAUUCAGUGACUUUAGCUCGGACGAAAGCUUACAUGACUCAGAGGACAUCGAUUUCGAGUUUGUCUACGCGCUUCACACCUUUGUCGCCACUGUCGAGGGUCAAGCAAACGCUACCAAGGGUGACACCAUGGUUCUGCUUGACGACAGCAACAGCUACUGGUGGCUCGUCCGCGUCGUCAAGGACAGCAGCAUUGGCUAUCUUCCCGCGGAGCACAUCGAGACUCCCACAGAGCGACUCGCCCGCUUAAACAAGCACAGGAACAUUGACCUCUCUGCAACCAUGCUGGGAGACCAAGCCGUCAAGCAAAAGACCUCCUUCAAAGGCAUCCGCCGUAAGCGCAAGACAGUCGCCUUUGCGGAGCCCACCUAUGUUGAUUACUCCGACUUUGACUACUCCACCGAGGAAGAGGAUAUCGACGAGCUUUUUGGCACGCAACCACGAUCAGCCAGAGAACAAGCUGCCCAAUCUGUGCAACAGGAGAGCCAAGAAGCAUCCGAAGAAGCUCGUGUGGAACCGCUCCGUACCAAGGACUCAAAGAGUGAAGAAGCUCAGGACGCAAAAGCCACCAACGGCGAAAAGGCCUCCAAGGACGGUGGCGUCGAAAAGGACGACUCUGGCCGGCUUGGAAACGACGGAGAUGACGAUACCAGCUCCGUUGAGGAAAUCAUCGAGGAGACGGCAAGUGUUAGCCGAUCUAAGAACGGCACCGUGCGCAACACGGAUUCCUUCUUCAACGAUGAGGAGACCAAAAAGAUUACCCUCACCCCCAAUCUGCUACGCGAUGGUGAUGCCGCUGCCGCUAGACCUUCAACCGACUCCGCAGGCAAAGACUCGGCCAAGGGCCGAUCCAGCCUCGAGAAGAUGGAAAAGGAGCUGGUCUCGGACAAGGAGAGGAAGAAGAGCAAGGACAAGAAGCCAAGCGCCAUUCGUAGCUUUUUCUCUAGAAAGGACAAGAAGAAGUCGGAAGACGACGACGAAUCGUUUGGCAAGCGCUCUAUGGACAUUAUCGAGGCCGACGAUCGGGACGACACUGGCUCUCCUGACAAGUCUCAGCGCAUCGGCAAGCUACACAAAGCCCAGCCUCGCCUCGAGCCGCAGCCUCAGGCUGGCCGCAAACUCUCCACCUCGCAAACACAAAAGUCUACGGUCGAACUUUCGUCCUACCUCAACGAGACGCGCACAAACGACGUCUCCUCCGUACCGCCCGCUUCCAUGCGCAUUGUCGACCCCGAGACACAAGAAACGCGCAGCGUAUCAUCCAACCAGCUGCAGCAAUCCCCCGAGUCUGCACCCAGUCGCUCAGUGUCGUCAAGCAGCCGCAGCGACAAGGCAUCCGCUGCCCUGUCCAAGAUCAUCCCCCAUCGCAGCCCCAGCACCGGCGCCGAUCCGAAGCCACAAAAGACGAAGAAGGCCAAGACGAGAAUGGAACUGGAUGCCUCCGACAGCCCUGAGGAGGUGGAGCAGCAGGAAGAGGUGACUGCAUCGCCGACUCAACCACGCACCGUUGCUGCUGCGACAGUCGGUGCCACUUCUGCUGCGGCUGGUGUUGUUGGCGCUGCCGUUGCCGCUUCCAAAUCUCAAGGCUCACCGUCACCCUCUUCGCCAGUCAUGUCCAGAGAUGGGACCGCUACGCCCCAGACGAGCGCCGGCCAAACUGAACAUUUGACGCAAGCCGGCUCGCCCGGUAACAUCUCGAGCCCACCGGGCCUGGUGCCCGACACGUCGUCCGCGGAGGACCGUUCGCCCAACGCCUCGCCAUCACCCGAACUCAUCUCCAACAAGGGCGGCAGCGCUGCCAGCAGCCGCAAGGAGGCGACGUGGGACGACGUCAAACUGCGGGCGUUCUUCGAUGAGGGCGAUCACGUCCGCGACCUGCUCGCCGUCGUGUACGACAAGUCGGACGCGGAGCCCGUCGGCGCCGACCACCCGGCCGUGAGCGGCCUGUUCAGGGAGCAGAACGCCAAGCUGGCCGAGAUAACAACACAGCUGGACAAUUUGCUGGGAGACUGGCUGGCGCGGAAGCAGCGCCUGCGAGGAUCCGCCUAG
Molecule: messenger RNA, 3009 nt
Organism: Cordyceps fumosorosea ARSEF 2679
Lineage: Eukaryota; Fungi; Ascomycota; Sordariomycetes; Hypocreales; Cordycipitaceae
Product: RING finger domain-containing protein
Exons: 4
Coding region: 1-3009 (1002 amino acids)
Biological process (GO): establishment or maintenance of actin cytoskeleton polarity
Cellular component (GO): cell tip; microtubule cytoskeleton
Molecular function (GO): protein binding
Source: RefSeq, a predicted model, not a curated record